Molecule: messenger RNA, 1277 nt
Organism: Benincasa hispida (wax gourd)
Lineage: Eukaryota; Viridiplantae; Streptophyta; Magnoliopsida; Cucurbitales; Cucurbitaceae
Product: PROTEIN TARGETING TO STARCH (PTST)
Source: RefSeq, a predicted model, not a curated record
ACCAAAUCAGGCCACUGAGUUGGUUUUUUCCAUCACGUUCCUUUUCCGCAUGCAUCACGAGAUCACCACUUGUUGGAAUUUUGGCGGUCGAAAUUCAUUUCAGCUUCGCUGCAGAGUUUCAUCUCCGAAAGGUUUCUCUCCACCUUCACGGAAGCCAUAGCCACUGGACCUUCAAAAGCUUCAAUCAGUCUUCAAAUUUCAGAAAGUACACUCAUUGAAUUGCAAGCGUUGAUUCAGGAUCUUUUUGUUCUUCACUGAUAGGAGCUUGCCGAUAUGGAGAUUUGUGCUCCAAGGACUUGUCUGGACAACCAAGUUUUACUUGGUUCCAAGAAUGCAAGAAAGUUAAAGAGGGAAAACUUGAAUAACCCUUCAUGCAAUAUGGCAAUCCAGACCUUUAGGACGGGUUCUUGCAAGUUGAUCCAUUCUCACGAACCUUCGGUAAAAACGCUUCCUCAGGGUUAUCAGAUUAUCAAAAGAUAUUCCUUGCCUGUCACAUCAGAGGAAUCUUCAAUGCAAUCAGAAUAUCUUUCUACAGACGAAGAGGACAUUGUAAGUGCAGAGGAACUUCUGGCUCAACCCCUUAGCAGCGAACAGCUGAAUGCAUUACUGGCUGAUUCAGAAAGAGAGAGACUUGUCAAAAAGCUUAGUCACGCUAAUCAGCAGAACAGACUUCUCAAACGACAGCUACAUGUAAAGGAUGAAGAUUUAGUUAACUGUAAGAUCGAAUUUGCUGCCUUGGACCAUGAAAUUCAGGGUCUGAUCAAACUAGCAGAAGAAAUAGCACAAUCUGGUAUUCCAGAAGGUACGAGAAAGAUUAAUGGGAAAUACAUUCAAUCUCACCUUCUUACAAAAUUAGAAGCUGUACAUAAAAAGAUAGCGGAUCAAAUAAAAGAUGUAGAUUUGGUGCAAUCAAAAGAAGUUCCACUAUUCUGGUAUGGAAUGGCUGAGAGUGUGCAAGUUAUGGGAACUUUUGAUGGCUGGAGUGUAGGGGAGGAGUUGUCACCUGAAUACACUGGGGCUUACUCUAAGUUCUCAACAACUUUACGGCUUAGACCUGGGAGGUACGAAAUCAAGUUCUUAGUGGAUGGAGAAUGGCAGCUAUCACCAGAAUUUCCCACUGUUGGCGAAGGUUUGAUGGAAAACAAUCUGUUAGUUGUGGAAUAGUUGUGCUGCCAAAGAUUCAAAAGUAUGUAAAUCAGACUUAUAAAGUGUUAACUUAUAGUUUAUCUUUAACAUCUACUGUUAUAUAAUAAUCAUAUCCAUUACAAUACUUGGUA